GAGAAGGUGAAUACAAACACCUUCAGCAUCUUUUCAAGCUGCGCUUUCAUGUGGAGCCGCAGCAUCGCGGCGAAGCGAUGUUUUUUUCCUCCCUGCAACUCGUAACAUGAGAAUGGCGUCUGGCCACAAUGUGAACUUUAGCGCUUUCCUCGGACUCCCCGAGUGCUGCAGAAACAAGCAGGGACGGCCCUGAGAGGUUAUUUUUCACCUGAUCGGACUGAACUGCAGCAAUGUCAGCACUACAGAAACAAGUGACAAGAGGCCAAGACCGCCAUGUCUUGCCGAAGGUCCCUGUGCCCCCACUCAAACAAACCCUCGACAACUACCUAAAAUGCGUCCAGCAUCUUGUGAAAGAAGAGCAGUUUAAGAAGACUAAGGCCAUAGUGGAGAAGUUUGGGGCUCCAGGAAGUGUCGGGGAGAUUCUUCAGAAAAAACUUUUGGAGCGGAAGGACAAAAAAGCCAACUGGGUCUAUGACUACUGGCUGGAAGACAUGUACCUAAACAAUAGGUUGGCCCUGCCAGUUAACUCCAAUCCUGCCAUGGUGUUUCCAAAACAGGCUUUCAGAGAUCACAAAGAUGCUCUCAGAUUUGCUGCUCGUCUCAUCUGUGGUGUGUUAGAGUAUAAGGCUCUCAUUUAUAAGAGACAAUUGCCUCUGGAUUUUGCUCGAGGACAGUUAGCAGGAACUCCUUUGUGCAUGGAGCAGUAUUACCGCCUCUUCACCUCCUACCGCUACCCAGGGCUGAAGACGGACACGCUGAAGGUUGACUUGAACGCUGCCUCCUCGGUGCCAGAGCACAUGAUUGUGGCGUGCAAAAACCAGUUUUUCCUCUUGGAUAUAGUCGCAAACAACAAGCAGCUCAAUGAGGCAGAGAUCUUUCUCCAGCUGGAGAAGAUUCUGAAAAUGUCAGAAAAUGCUGAAGAGAGACUCCCUCCUUUUGGGAUCCUGACCUCAGACGGAAGGACUGAAUGGGCACAAGCUAGGGAAGCACUAAUAAAAGAUCAAGCUAACCGUGACUCUCUGGCUCUGAUUGAGAGCUGUAUAUGUGUGGUGUGUUUGGACGAGCCCUGCGGCAUUCCGCCCAGCGACACCAACAGGGCUCUGAUGAUGCUGCAUGGUGGUGGCGGGGAACGAAAUGGCGCAAACCGCUGGUAUGAUAAAUCAAUGCAGUUUGUUGUAGGAAUGGAUGGGGUGUGUGGGGUGGUGUGUGAGCAUUCCCCGUUUGAGGGAAUAGUCAUGGUGGAGUGCUCAGAGUUCCUUAUGAAACGCAUAACAGGGAGUCCGUUCAGAACGGUUCAGUCGUCCAGCACCAGAGCACUCCCCCCUCCAAGGAGGCUGCUGUGGAAAUGCAACUCCCACGUUCAGGCUCUCCUAGAAGCAUCUGGAGACAGACUGCAGAGGCUGGUGAACAAUCUUGAUAUGGAUGUUUUCACAUUUGAAACUUAUGGAAAAGAAUUUAUCAAAAAACAGAAGAUGAGCCCAGAUGCAUUCAUACAAAUCUCCUUGCAGCUUGCAUUUUACAAAUGCAGAGGAAGGCUGGUGUCCACGUAUGAGAGUGCUUCGCUUCGUCGUUUUCAAGAAGGUCGGGUAGAUAACAUCCGUUCAGCCACAGCUGAGGCCCUGGCCUUUGUGAGGUCCAUGACCGACGAGAGAGCAACUUUCACAGAUUCUGAAAAAAUGAAACGAUUGAAGGAUGCAGUAAAGGCGCAGACAGACUACACAAUCGCAGCAAUUACAGGAAUGGCCAUAGACAAUCAUCUCCUUGGACUUCUGAAGGUCUCAAAGCAGCUGAACAUGGAGAAGCCAGAGAUCUUCUGUGACGAGACAUAUCUGGCCAGUAACCAUUUCACCCUCUCUACUAGUCAGGUUCCUACAACAGUGGAGAUGUUCUGCUGCUACGGACCCGUGGUGCCCAACGGCUACGGCACCUGCUACAACCCGCAGCCGCAUCACAUUGUCUUCAGCGUGGCGAGUUUCUGGGAGAACACAGAGACGAGCUCGGCCGUUUUUGUCAAAGCCCUAAACGAGGGCCUGUUGGAAAUCAUGGAUCUGUGCAAUAGAAGUGCAACUGCAGAUACCAAACCACCCAAAAGCAGCCCGGCGGCUGGCCAGCCUCGUAAAUCAGGAAAGUAAACUAUACAGAUAGAACCUCCCCUAUACUCGCCUAAUCAAAUCUUAGAGUUAGUCUCAGUUAGCCUGGUAGUUCAAGAAAAAUGAAAAGCCUUAUAAAUGAAUAUUUAACUACAUAAAAUAUAUAUAUAAAUCUUUAGAAAAUAUAUAGAAAAGAAAAAUGAGUAGAUAAAUUUCAUUUUUGGAUGUGUAAGAGUGAUGUGGGGUUCAAAACUUACUCUGGUGGACUGAAGUUAAUCGGUCUGCUGCACUUAAGGAACUUGAAGCCAUGUCUGUUAGUAGCACCAGUCUGAGGAUUCAGACUGAAAAAAUCUGAAUAGAGUAUAGUAUAAUUUAUUAAUGCCAUCUGGUAUUUGUGAAUGAGCUUUGCCAUUUGAUCAACACUGUGAUUUUAAAUGUUCAAAUAUAUGAUGUAUUAAGAUGUGUAAUUUAUUAUUUUUUAAUCAUAAGGUUUCCAAAGAGGUGUGUAUAUGUGAAGUAUGUCUUUUAAAGCACUUUAACACACACACAAGCACGCCCACACACACUCAUAGAAAAUGUAGUUGAAACCAGAUAUGUACAAACACUACAGAUGAUGCUUUCAAGCCUCUAUUUUAUGUCAUUAUGAUGAUGUUCUGCUUCCAGCUGACUUAAAACCUCACAUUUAAGAUUAGAAAAUUUCCUCAGCCUAAUAGAAGAAAACAUUUUUACAACAGAAAUUGGGGCUUCAUGAAAAUUAUGUAUAGGACUUGCUUAAAGGUUGUUAUCUUGAAAAGGCCCUUUAAAUCUGACAAACAAGCCUAAUUGGAAUUCAUAUUCUAAGUCAACCAUUAAAAUUUCACAAAGACACACAGCAAAUACAAGAUGAUAAUUUAUUUGUUAGAAUUCCAGGGUAAUAUUUGUAACUAUCUAGACGUGUUGUGUAUUACAGCAGUAGUGGCAAUAAUUGGUGCAUAUGUGUUAUCAGUCAUCAGUGCUGCUUUAUUAUCAAGUUAUUAACAAAAUAUAUAUUUACCAUAUGUAUAUAUUUAGAAUUUGUCUUUUCAUUUGCAUUUAAAGCAGAUGCAAUAGAGAAAAUAGAUAACAAAACCAGUGAUGUACUGCAUAGCUUAAUCAAUCUGUGCAAUAAUAUACAAAGUGCAGUGAAGGUUUUGUGCAAUCUGACAGAUGAGUUCAUUAUGUGCAUGGAGCUUCUUCAUUGAUAAAUCAAUACGAGUUGCUAUUUUUAUAUUCAGAAAUAAAAGAAACAAAUACUAUUUGAAGUUAUGAAAUUAAAAAUGUUUAUUCGUCAGAAAAAGUCCCUGUAAGUACAGUAUGUGUUGUGGGUCUUAUUUAUUUUGUGAACUCUAAGUGGCAAUCAGUGUUAAAGGUGUCAAGAUAUUUACUGUCUUGUUGUAUAUCCACAAACCAAAGUGAAUGUAUUAUAAUUUUAAAGCUGAGAUAAGUAUUAUACAUGAAAUGUGUGUGUUUAAUUCUCUAUAAAGCUACAACAAUUUUGAUUAAAUAUUAAUAAAAUCUCAUUAGUGCAAAAUCAGAAUGCCUUAAAACGAUGUAAAAGUAUUGCUGUCAUUUGUCUGAAGAAAACACCUAUUAAUGUAGGAACAACAUGGGUAAGAUGUAUUUGUCACAAGUUGUUUUUUUCGUAUGUAUCACCCAAUAAUGUAUUUAUUGAUAAUUAUAGGAAAAACCUGUAUAAAUGUGGCUUCUGCUGAAGAAGUGCUCACAUCACUUGAAUUCUUUUCUCAUUUGACAAGCUGCGGUCUGUGUAUUUUGACCCAUCAUGUGAUGGGUCCACACAAAGUGGUACAAAACUGUGAAGUGAAAGAAAAAUCAUAAAGUGUGUGUGUGUGUUUUUUUUUUCUUGAAAAAUAAAAAUCUAAAGUGUGGUAAACAUAUUAAUUCAGAUCACUUUACUGUGAAACCAUUAAAUAAAAUCUAGUGCAGCCA
Xiphophorus hellerii (green swordtail) is the source of this 4055-nucleotide messenger RNA. It is a transcript of the gene chatb, whose product is annotated as choline O-acetyltransferase b. Gene Ontology annotation, molecular function: choline O-acetyltransferase activity. The transcript has 15 exons. The coding region runs from base 231 to 2132 and encodes 633 amino acids. Lineage: Eukaryota; Metazoa; Chordata; Actinopteri; Cyprinodontiformes; Poeciliidae. Gene Ontology annotation, cellular component: cytoplasm; neuron projection. Gene Ontology annotation, biological process: acetylcholine biosynthetic process; neuromuscular synaptic transmission. The record is from RefSeq and is a predicted model, not a curated record.